Molecule: messenger RNA, 3391 nt
Organism: Hydra vulgaris (swiftwater hydra)
Lineage: Eukaryota; Metazoa; Cnidaria; Hydrozoa; Anthoathecata; Hydridae
Product: VPS10 domain-containing receptor SorCS1
Biological process (GO): post-Golgi vesicle-mediated transport
Cellular component (GO): membrane; Golgi apparatus
Molecular function (GO): protein binding
Source: RefSeq, a predicted model, not a curated record
GAUAACAAUUCAAGUAAAAGUUUUUUCAGAAGCAAAAAAUUAAAUAACACUUUAAACAGAUUGCUGAAGAAAAAGUAGUAGAAACAUAAUCCAAAUAAGUUGUGUUUUUUUUUUGUUAUUGUUGUUUCUUACUAACUUAAAUAAGACUUAUAAAAACUAGCGUCAUGAACAUUUGUAUUUUAAUGAUAUUGGGAUUUGCGUUAACUUAUGGAAAUAUACACUAUAUUAGUGAAGACGAUUCGUCUAUGGUGCUACAGCAAAGUAAAUUAAGACGUCGCAUAUCAAAAAGACAUUUAAACUCUUUAAGUAAAACAAAUGAAAAUUUAACUUCAAGUGAACCUGAUAAAUCUGAAUUUAUUUUUCAAGAAGAUUCAAAUAAUGUGGCUUUUGUUUAUUGGAAAUACGCCAGUGAAGGAGUUAUUUUCUUUUUGACAUGCGAGUCAGCAAAUGUCUCUAACCACAACAAAUUUGUCAACAAAGGCUGUAAUAGCCCCAGUAACUUAUACAGAUCAUCAAAUGAUGGAAAAACAUUUACUCUUCAAAAUAAAUUUUUUGGUAACGCAUUCUUACACAGUAUUUACUUAACGCCUUUAAACAAAAAGUUAAAAAUACUCACAGACUACAGAAACAAAAGUAUUUAUUUAACUAGAGAUAAUGGUAUGUCUUACACCCGUAUCAAAACAAAUUUUGCACCAACUUUUAUUCUUUUCCAUUCAAAGUUUGAAAAUCUUUUAGCUGGUUAUGAUUACACGCCAGAAGGUGGAAAUUCUGUAUAUAUCAGCACUGACAGCGGUUCUACUUGGGUAAAGGUCGCCAGUGACGUUCGAAACUACUUUUGGAGUAAAAAUGACACGACGUUUUUUAUUGAACUUAAGGGCGUAAAGAAUGUAGAUGAAGAGACGCGAUCUUCCAGCUUAUACAUGUGUAAUAUGCCAUGCAGUUCAAUAUCUAAAGUUAUCUCAGAAAAUUUAGUGCCAUACUCUGUUUAUGUUGGAAUUAACUUAAUUAUGGUACAGUAUUUAAGUAAUCGAGAAAUUUAUGUUUCUUACAACAAUCGCGGGUUUCAAAAAUUAGUAUAUGAUAAACAGUUUAUCAAAGCCCAUUUACAUCACACUAUUUUAAAUGAAAACGAAAAUGAGUAUUUAUUAGGAAUUAUUCACCCCGAUCUCACUGUAAGUUUGUAUCUAUCUGGACCCUACGGAUACCAAAUGCAGUUUAUCCAGUCUGAUAUUGUUAUGGAAAAUGGGUUCAAAGAAGAUUUAGUUCCUAAAAUUGAUUUUUUUGAACUUGGAGGUUCUUUUGGAACUUUCAUUGUGAAUAAAAAAAACAUUGGGACAUUAAUCAGUUUUGAUAAAGGUAAUAACUGGGAAUCUAUAAAAGUAAAUACUAAUGAUUGCAAAAGUUCUUGUGAAAUUACACUAUAUAUUAAAGUGGAGCAAGCUACUAUGGAGUUUACUGCACCUUUGAUUUCAAAAGAAAGUGCUCCCGGAGUGAUUAUUGCACAAGGUUUUUUUACAAAAAUGCACACAAACGAACACGCUAUUACACCACAUAAAAUUUUUGUAUCUUUUGAUGGUGGUCAUAGUUGGAAAGAACACUUAGAUAGCAUGUACGGUUAUGCUAUUCUUGACCAUGGGGGGCUUAUAGCUGCAACGCCAUUAACAUAUACUUUAGAUAAUGGUUUGUCAUACACGAUUGAUUACGGAAACACUUGGCAAGUGGUAUCAAUUUCAAAAAGAUAUUCACGGAUUGCUGCAAUCAUAACAGAGUCCUCAGGAAAAAGUCUUCAAUUAAAUAUAUUUGGAUUUUUACAAGAUCAACCAUUUUUAUCAGGAAAGAAAGUAAAUACUUGGGUUGUAUGGCAAUUUAACUUUACAAAACUUUUUAGAGGUAUUUGUGAGCCGGAUGAUUAUAUUACAUGGAAACAUAAUGACAAAUGUGUCCUUGGUAGGAACAUAACUAGUAAAAGACGCAAUGCCAAUAAAAAUUGCCUUAAUGGGAUUUCGUUUGAAAACAACAUUACAAUAACGCCGUGUGAAUGCAGUUUAGAAGACUUCAAAUGCGACAAAUUCUUUUUCAAAAACGAAACCAAUUUCUGCUUGCCGUACAACAAUAAACAUGUGUUUGACGCAAGUGACUGUAAAGUUAGUUAUUUAAAAACAAAGGGUUAUGUUAAAAGAUUUGGAGAUCUUUGCAACGCAGGCAUUGAAAAAGACUUGAUGCCCUCUCUUGAACCCUGUCCUGUACUUCCUCCUAAAGUUUCUAAAAUAUCUGCCUCUAGUAACUCACAAACAGUUAACACUAAUAUUACUUUUAAAAUUGACCAAGUAUAUGGAUUUUUUAACACAGUAUAUAGUUGGAAUUUUGGAGAUGGAAGUAAAACUUUGCGGGGCACCUUUGAUGAAAUGAAAUUAGUCCAACACGCAUUUAAAACUGCCGGAAACUACUUUGUAAAAAUGAUUGCAUCUAAUGUAGAAGAAAAUGUUACGCAUAUAAUUGCUGUUGAAAUUGUUAAAGAUUUUUUUAUAGAUGCGGAUAUUGUUUACAACCCACCGGUUAUUGUCAACGUACCAUCUGAAUUUAAAUUAGGAGCAUACGACAAAAAUGGAACAUGGAGAACACUUGACAUGAAAAAUGCAAACUUUAUCUGGUCAUUUAAUGAUAAAUACACAAAAGGUCUAAGUUCUGUAAAAACUUAUAGCUUUUCAACGCCUGGAACUUAUAAAGUUGAGGUGCAAAUAAUAACACCCUACAGCUAUCAAUUAAAAGUAAAAAAUAUACCUGUGUUCAAAUCCAUAACAGCAAUAGAUAUCAUCAUUGAAACAGCUAAAGAUCAAUCUAUUGAUGAAGAACUCUUUACAAAAUUAAAAGAGUAUUUGGUUGCAAUGAGCGGCAUUUUUGAUGACACUCAAAUUAUUAUUAAUGCAGAUCACGUGUCUGAUAGAAAAGUCAGAGUAUAUUUUUGUGACUAUGGAGAUUCUGCAAAAUAUAAUUCUAAGAGUAUUGCACAAGAAUUGAAUGCACAGAUAAACCACUUGAAACCAUUAAUAUUUAAUGGUGCAAGGAUAAUAAAAUCUACUUUGGUUACGUACUCUCAAAUGGAAAGUGGAAAAAAACUUGAUAAGAAUCACUGGAUAUCAGUAUUUAUUCCAUUAUUAAUAAUAGUAAUUGCUAUUUUGGUUGUAAUUUUCUUUUAUCGCAAGAAAAUUCGAAGAAUCUUUUUUAAACAAUACGAUCACAUGAAAAACGUUCUUAUUUUAGAUAUGGAGGGCGAAGAAUUUGUGAGCGGUGAAAGAAUCUAUUAAAAAAAAAUUAUUUAUUGGUCAAACAUAAUAUAUUUUAAACCACUUUAAAAUGUUUAUAAACAAUAAACAAAAAAAAUUGUUUCAAA